Helicoverpa armigera (cotton bollworm) is the source of this 4643-nucleotide messenger RNA. Its product is annotated as neurexin 1. The transcript has 24 exons. NCBI's taxonomy places the organism in Eukaryota, Metazoa, Arthropoda, Insecta, Lepidoptera, Noctuidae. The record is from RefSeq and is a predicted model, not a curated record. Bases 349 to 4389 code for a protein of 1346 amino acids.
ACGACCCGCAUCACCAACGCAAGCGGCGACGCGUGCGAGCGACGCGACCCGUGCCAACACGGCGGCGUCUGCAUCAGCACCGACGACGGACCCCUCUGCGAGUGUAGGGAUGGAGACUAUGAAGGAGCGUUCUGUGAAAGAGACAAAGCUCCAUCCGAAGCAACAUUUCGCGGCGCGGAGUUUCUUUCCUACGAUUUGACGCAAACCGGCGGAGAGCCCAUAGUGAGCACACAAGACGCCAUAUCACUGUACUUCAAGACUCGCCAGCCUAAUGGACUGCUGUUCUACACUGGUCAUGAAGCAGACUACCUCAACCUUGCCGUACGGGAUGGUGGCGUCUCGCUUACGAUGGGACUGGGCAAUGGCAAGCAAGAGAUGCAUAUCAAACCAGCUAAGACCAGAUUCGAUGAUCAUCAGUGGCAUAAGCUGACAGUACAUCGAAGGAUACAAGAGAUCACGCCGUUUACCAGUUUCUGCAGGGUAUCAGCAGUAGUAGACGAUGUGUAUUCCGAUCACUCGCACGUGGCCGGGUCGUUCACGAUGCUGGCAUCAUCCAGAGCCCACGUGGGGGGUUCCCUCAACGCCAGGGCUCUGCCCGGAGCGAGGGUCCAUACUAACUUCAUUGGCUGUUUGAAGAAGGUGGAAUUCUCAGCGGAUACCCUUCGGCUGAACCUGAUUGAUCUGGCUCGAACUGGCAGCAAGCUGAUCACCGUAACUGGACGUCUGGAGUACGUCUGCAGCGCCACUGAUUCUGCUGACCCCGUUACUUUCACUACCAGGGAUGCACAUUUGAUUCUACCAAAAUGGGAAGCAGUGAAGACAGGAACAAUAUCUUUCAAGUUCCGUACAAACGAACCAAAUGGGCUUGUUCUCUUCAACAUGGGCGCCAAGCCACCAAGGGUAGGUUGCACGGCUGAUCUGUUCGCCGUUGAGAUCCUCAACGGUUACAUUUACGUGCACAUUGACCUUGGCUCCGGAGGGGUCAGGGUGAGAGCAUCUAGAAGAAGAGUCGAUGACUCCCACUGGCAUGACUUCUUGUUGAGGAGGAGUGGCAGAGAUGGGAGGGUCACUGUUGAUGGGGCUAAUGCUGAGUUUAAGACGCCCGGAGAAUCAAAUCAAUUGGAACUAGAUGGACCAUUAUUCGUCGGAGGUCUUGGCUCGGAGUAUUCAGCAUCAAGAACUCCACCAGCUUUGUGGACGGCGGCAUUGAGGCAAGGGUUCGUGGGCUGCAUCAGAGAUCUGGUGCUGAAUGGAAAACCUCAGGAUCUUACUGCGUUUGCUAGGCAACAAGAUUCUGCGUCAGUCCGACCAGCCUGCCAUGUGCUGAUGAAACAAUGCGUGAGUUCCCCGUGCCAGCAUGGUGCAUCCUGCUCCGAGGGAUGGAACCGCCCGCUGUGUGACUGCUCCAUGACUAGCUAUGGCGGUCCUACUUGUGGAAGAGAAACCGCAACAAUAUUCCUCAACGGCAGCCAGCACCUUACAGCAGCUUUAGGACCAGAACACAUCACACAGACUGAGGAGUUAUUGCUUCGGUUCCGGACGACGAGAGCUGGUCUGCUACUCAGGACUGCUUCUGAACAUUCUGCUGAUAGGAUCGAGCUGGCUGUGGCAGCUGGGAGAGUGAGGGCCAGUGUUCGACUUGGGGAUAGGGAAAAGAACCUUCUAGCGGGCACGAACGUAGCAGACGACGCGUGGCACACAGUGCGGUUCUCGCGCCGCGCGUCCAACCUCAAGCUGCAGGUGGACGGCGCGGCGCCCGUGCGCGGUAUGUUAUCUGAGACGAUUUUAGGGAAAGCGUCUACAUUAGAAAUAUCAACGUUACAUUUAGGAGGAUUAUUCCACCCUGAAGAGGAAAUACAGAUGACUUCAACUUUACCAAACUUUGUUGGUUAUCUACAAAAGUUUGUCUUCAAUGGAAUUAGAUACAUAGAUAUGGCUAAGACACUUGGAGUUGGUACGAACGAGGAAACGAACAACAUUUAUGAUACGUCCAACUUAAUUUUCACUGGAAAAUUCGUCAAGCCUGAUUCAUUGAAUGUUUACAAAUCAGUCACUUUCAAAUCAAAGCAUACGUACGUUGGAUUACCGCUUUUGAAGGCAUAUGCGAACACGUAUUUGGACUUUUACUUCCGAACAACUGAAAUGGAUGGAUUACUAUUUUACAAUGGAGGCAAGAAACAAGAUUUCAUUGCGGUGGAGUUAGUAAAUGGUCAUAUACACUGCGUGUUCAAUCUGGGUGAUGGAGUGGUAACUAUGAAGGAUAAAUUGAAGAACUUUUUGAACGACAAUCGGUGGCAUACGGUGUCUGUGAGAAGGCCGACACCAAAGAUACAUACGUUGCAAGUUGAUGAUGAUUUAGAAAUGCAUACUACAAGUUCCAAUCUAAUGCUAGAAUUAGACAGCGUGUUAUACGUAGGUGGAGUACCAAAAGACAUGUACACAGCUUUACCUGUGGGAGUCCUGUCUAGACAAGGGUUUGAAGGUUGCAUGUCCAGUCUGGAUCUACCUGGAGAGUCACCAUCGUUGAUGGAAGAUGCUGUGGUUCCUAGCUCCUCGUUGGGGUCGGGAUGUGAAGGACCAACAAAAUGUACGCAUAAUGCAUGUGCAAAUAAAGGAGUAUGCGUACAACAAUGGAAUACUUACGUUUGCGAUUGUGACUUGACUUCAUUUACUGGACCUACUUGUUACGAUGAAUCAGUAGCAUACGAAUUCGGACCCGGCCGGGGUAUCAUCACCUACACCUUCCAAACAGACUCGGUAGCAGACACGGAGACCGACAAGGUAGCGCUAGGCUUUGUUACCAGCAAAGCCGAUGCCGUACUCCUGAGGAUCGAGUCUUCUAACACACAGGAUUAUAUGCAGAUGGAGAUUAUACGAGGCAAUCUCUUCAUGGUAUACAACGUGGGUGGUGGUGAUCAUCCGCUGGGUGAUGAGACUGCCAGGGUAGAUGAUGGAGCCUAUCACGUUGCCAGGUUCACGAGAAAUGGCAGCAGAGCUUCAUUGCAGCUGGAUAACUAUGCUGUCAUUAUAAGGCAUCCUCAAGGAGGCCAGCAAUCCACAAUCUUCAACGGCAUGUCGACGAUCACAGUGGGAGGUGGUGCCGGCGGUUCUAGGACGUUCAGUGGUGUCAUCGCUGGCAUGGUGGUGGAUGGAGUCAGGGUGCUGGACCUCGCAGCUGCAGGGGAUCCUGCUGUCUCCGUGAGGGGUGACGCGAGGAGAGCUCAUACGCCGCUGGACAGAGAUAUCAAUAGAAUGCAGCAGACGCCACCUUCAGGUUACGGAGGUCCAGGAGUUCUAGAUGAGCUGGUGUACUCUGGUGCUGGAUCCGGCUGUAGAGAUGAUGAUGAAGAUGCCUGUGUGCUACCCGACGCGGGGUCUGGUGAUGAUCUCAUCACUCCGGUCUAUGUGCCGUCUACGAGGCGACCACCUUCUAGGUUACAUAAGGGUGACACAAGUGGAAAGUUGAUGAAACCAUGUGAUGACGAAGACUGCAUCGAAGGAUCCGGUUCUAACGUUGAUGAAAUCACAGAACCGGACCAUCCUAUGACUACAUCUGGAGCAAGCAGUACCCACAGUAUGACAUCACCAACCGCCAGUGUCGUAUCAACAGAACACGUGGACAAAUCUCUAGAAGGUUCUACUGAUGGAUCUACAGGAUCCAGUGAGACGACUAAGAGUAGCACUGACGGACAGCCGACGUUGCCUGAUCAUGACAAUAUGCAUGCAGGCACUAUAGAUACAGCAACACCACCUGAAAGAAGAACUACUCCUACUGAUGAUCAUUCACACACCCACACAGGCUACAAAUUCACAACCACACUAACAGGCAGACAUAUGCCAGAAGAACCAACUCACACUACAGAAGAAGAUUCGAACCACAUACAAGAGUACGAAGACAGACGCGAGAAUGAAAUAGACCCGGGAACACCUACAUUUGAAACUGAAGAUAGAAGAGGACCAGGCAAGGUCCAUCCUGAAUACAAUGGGUAUGACGUCACGCCGAAGUGGUACCAUCCGAAAACAACUGAUAAUAGAGUUGUGCCACCUGAGUCGGAAUUCUUUGCGACUAUUGUUGGCAUAGUCGCUUCGGUAUUGAUAGCAAUAAUAUUGAUAGUGAUCCUAGUGCUCAAGUACAUUGUAUUCAAGUUCGACCCCUCGUAUAAGGUAACAGAGGAUAAAAACUAUCAGCAGGGAGCGAGUGCGGCGCUUUUAGGAAAUCAGGCUCACUCAAGUUACCAGAGCGGAGCUUCAAGUGCGCCCACAGGGGGCGCCGUGCGCAACCUGGCGCCCCUCCCGCUCAACAGGAACGGCGCCGCGCCCUCCGCGCCGCUCGCGCCCAUACCCACGCAGCCCGUCAAGCGGGACGGCAUCAAGGAGUGGUACGUGUAAGCACCACCACAGACGACUGUAGUAUUGUGCGUGACGCGUGACGGACAUAUCAGGAACAUAGUGAGUGAAUCUUAGACGCUUCGAAUCGAACCUCGCCGGAACAUUGGGCGCAAAUGCUUUAACAUGAUAAGAUAUAAUGACUGAAACGCAAGUGUUUUUAGUAUUUUGUAAAUAUUAAUUGAUAAUGUUUAUAGAUGGGUCACUUGUGUGUACGGAUGCGAUUGUUGAGACUUGUACAUACUAGAUUUGUAGUG